CCCUCUCAAAUUCACACUUUAGGCAUAUCCGAACACCUGUUAACCUUCGCCCGCCACCAAAACCAACACACGAACGCCUCCCUCUACCUUUGCCUUCUGGAAGAAUCAAUGUCUCCUUUCCUUUCCUUAGGUUAAAACUAAUAAACCCAAAUCAAUUUCACCCCUUUUUUUAACACACCCAGAUCCAUUAACCCCUGUAUCCCCCCUAUCUGCCUGUUUCAAAGGCAAGACAGUUUCAUAUCUCAGUUGGGUUUGUCAAACUUCUUUCCCUGCAUACAUACAUACAUGAAUUGAAGGAAGCAAUAUGUGUCAAUAAGCGUAUUGGGGGCGCCCAUUGUCAAUAAGCAGUUUGUGUCAAUACACAACGUGUGAGAGGCUAUUAUGAAUUCAGUGAGACUAAAAUACAAGAAUAAAAGAUGGGACCUCAUGUUUCAACCGUACAAGUAUUUAUUUGGCUCAAGUUAUCCCGAGAAAACCUGUUACCGAUCCUUAACCCGUUGCAUCGGUGAUUCAAACUGUUUUUCUGGGAAUAAUGUUUAUAGAAGAUACCUAUCAGAUUCUACAAAGUUUUCCGGUUAUAAUUCCACAAGAUUGUUUGCGGGAUCAUAUGCAACUUCUAAUGGUUCUUUUAGAUUUUAUAGCUCCGAGGGUGAUGGAAGAAACACAAGUGAAGAUAAGCAUGUACCUUUAAAAGAUGUGUCCGAAACCGAUAAGGGUAUUAUUGGUAAUGAAAAUAUAAAUGCGGACGUGAAUCACCAUGAUGCACAUGCUCGUUUAGGAGAUCUAGAUCAAAAGGAAUGGCUUUUGAACGAGAAAUUAGCUAUUGAAAGUAAACGAAAAGAGUCGCCUUUUUUAACCAAACGACAACGAUUCAAAAACGAGUUUUUAAGGAGGAUUGUUCCAUGGGAGAAACAAACGGUCUCAUGGGAUACAUUUCCUUACUACAUACAUGAAAAUUCGAAGAACCUUUUAGUGGAAUGUGCUGCUUCUCAUUUAAAAAACAAGAAGUUUACUACUACAUAUGGUUCACGGUUAGAUUCUUCAAGUGGGAGAAUAUUGCUUCAGAGUGUACCAGGCACUGAGCUUUAUCGAGAGAGAUUUGUUAGAGCGCUUGCACGGGAUUUACAAGUUCCCUUAUUAAUUCUCGACAGUAGUGUUCUAGCUCCUUACGAUUUCGGUGAAGAUAACUCAGAAAAUGAAUCAGAUGAAGAACAUGAAGAAGUUACUUCUGAAUCAGAAGUUGAUGACGAUGCAAGCAACGAGGAAGAGUGGACUAGCAGUGCAGACUCGCGAUCCGACGAUGAAGAUGUUGAAGCUCGGGCUGCCGCAGCCCUAAAGAAGCUUGUUCCUGGAAACAUUGAAGAACUUGCAAAGAACAUUGCUGUUGUUGGGGAGAUUUCGUCUGAAUCUUCAAAGCAGGAGGAGGCUGAGUCUUCUGAGGACGCAAAUGAGCCAUUAAAGAAAGGGGAUCGUGUCAAGUAUGUUGGUCCAUCUGUCCGUGUGGAAGAAGAUAACAGGAUUAAAUUGGGGUCGAUAGCAACAUCUGACGGUACAAGAAAUGCAUAUACCUUUAUCACGCGCAGACCCUUGGCUACGGGCCAACGUGGGGAGAUCUUUGAAAUUAACGGGGAAAGAGUUGCGGUUAUCCUAGAUAGUGUGGAAUAUAACGCAUACGAUUCAAAAGAUGACGAGAAAGCUGAGCAAUCUGCCACACCGUCAAUAUACUGGAUUCACGCUAAGCAUAUUGAGCGUGAUUUUGAUACCGAAGCUGAAGAAUGUUAUAUUGCAAUGGAGGCGUUAUCUGAGAUCUUGCGGUCUGUGCAACCGCUUAUUGUGUAUUUCCCAGACUCGUCUUUGUGGUUGUCACGCGCUGUUUCUAAGUCAAACCGCCGAGAGUUUGUGAAUAAACUUCAAGAAAUGUUUGACAAGAUAUCAGGGCCCGUUGUUUUGAUAUGCGGUCAAAAUAAAGUUGCUACUGGAUCAAAAGAGAAAGAGAAAUUUCAGACUAUGAUUCUUCCAAAUCUGGGCCGUCUAGCGAAAUUGCCUCAAUCUUUGCAACGACUUGCUGAGGGAAUAAAGCCCAUGAGAAGGCCCGGUGACAACGAUGUUUACAAGAUAUUUACUAAUGUUAUGUGUCUACAUCCUCCAAAGGAGGAAGACCCCCUUAAAGUAUUUAAUAAACAACUUGAUGAAGACAGACGCAUUGUUAUAUCACGGAGUAAUAUAAAUGAAUUGUAUAAGGUUUUUGAGGAAAAUGAACUAACAUGUGUAGACCUAUUGCAUGUAAAUACCGAUGGAGUGAUACUGACAACUAAGAAAGCUGAGAAUGUUGUGGGGUGGGCUAAAAAUCAUUACUUAUCCACUUGUGACCUUCCGUCCGUUAAAGCCGAUAGAUUGAAUUUGCCCCGAGAAAGCCUUGAAGUUGCAAUUUUGCGGCUUAAAGAGCAGGAAUCGAUCUCCAAGAAGCCUGCGCAAAACCUAAAGAAUCUUGCUAAGGAUGAAUACGAGAGCAACUUUAUUUCAGCAGUUGUUCCACCCGGUGAAAUUGGUAUUAAAUUUGACGAUAUUGGUGCUCUUGAAGAUGUGAAAACAGCGUUACAUGAAUUAGCCGUUCUUCCAAUGAAAAGACCCGAGCUUUUCUCUCGUGGAAAUCUGUUACGGCCUUGUAAAGGUAUAUUGCUUUUCGGGCCUCCUGGAACCGGUAAAACACUUCUUGCAAAGGCACUUGCAACUGAAGCAGGAGCCAAUUUUAUCAGUAUAACGGGGUCCACCCUUACAUCUAAGUGGUUUGGUGAUGCUGAAAAACUUACAAAGGCCCUCUUUUCAUUUGCCAGCAAAUUGGCCCCUGUAAUAGUGUUCGUUGACGAGGUUGACAGUUUGUUGGGGGCCCGUGGAGGGGGAUCCGAGCAUGAAGCUACGAGAAGAAUGAGAAACGAGUUUAUGGCAGCUUGGGAUGGAUUGAGGUCAAAAGAUAGUCAAAGGAUCCUCAUUCUUGGUGCGACGAAUAGACCAUUUGAUCUUGAUGAUGCUGUGAUCCGUCGAUUACCACGGAGGAUUUAUGUGGACCUGCCGGACGCCGAUAAUAGGUUGAAGAUACUGAAAAUAUUUCUUGCUAAAGAAAAUAUUGAAUCUGAUUUUGACAUAAGAAGUCUUGCUAAUGCAACAGAAGGAUAUUCGGGGAGUGAUUUGAAGAACCUUUGUAUUGCUGCGGCAUAUAGACCCGUUCAAGAACUUUUAGACGAAGAAAAGAAAGGAAAUAAAUAUGAUAAAACUCCAGCAUUAAGACCGCUUAAUUUGGAUGAUUUCAUUCAAUCCAAAGCCAAGGUGGGGCCAUCUGUGGCUUAUGAUGCGGCAAGCAUGAACGAACUCAGGAAAUGGAACGAGCAAUAUGGAGAAGGCGGAAGCAGGAGAAAGUCACCGUUCGGGUUUUAAUGUUACUAACGAUAUCAGUUUUGUUCGGCAUUGUUAAAGAUAGAAAGAUAAUGUAUCUAGCAACCUUAGCAGUCGCAAUCUUUGUACUUGUGAUCAAUGGGAGAGUUGCUUCUCGGCAUGAUUUUGAAUAUUUUAGUCAAACAAACUGCAAGAGAUUAGAGAUAGCAGCUGAUGUUAGUGUUUGAUAAACAAUUUCCAUUUAUUUAUUUAAUAAGAUUUUACCUUUACUCAA
Messenger RNA from Helianthus annuus (common sunflower), 3664 nucleotides. RefSeq lists its product as uncharacterized. NCBI's taxonomy places the organism in Eukaryota, Viridiplantae, Streptophyta, Magnoliopsida, Asterales, Asteraceae. Gene Ontology annotation, molecular function: ATP binding; ATP hydrolysis activity. The record is from RefSeq and is a predicted model, not a curated record. The coding region runs from base 382 to 3432 and encodes 1016 amino acids. The transcript is spliced from 25 exons. Gene Ontology annotation, cellular component: mitochondrial outer membrane.